This is a messenger RNA of Aplosporella prunicola CBS 121167, 1107 nucleotides long. RefSeq lists its product as uncharacterized. Gene Ontology annotation, cellular component: Golgi apparatus. Gene Ontology annotation, molecular function: protein binding. Gene Ontology annotation, biological process: Golgi organization. The coding region runs from base 1 to 1107 and encodes 368 amino acids. The record is from RefSeq and is a predicted model, not a curated record. NCBI's taxonomy places the organism in Eukaryota, Fungi, Ascomycota, Dothideomycetes, Botryosphaeriales, Aplosporellaceae. The transcript has 4 exons.
AUGUCGCGCUCAGACGGCUCGUUAAACAAGUUCAUCUCGCGGCUCGACGCUGCCCCGCCGCAAGAGGAGGAACAGGGCCUCGGCGGCGCCCACGGCUUCCAGAUCCUGCGCAACACCAACCUUGAGCUAGCUAUUGAGCCUUGGUUCGACUUCAUAAUCGGCAUCAAUGGCAGGACAAUAGACAACCCCGACCCGGCGCUCUUCGCAACCGAAGUCCGCAACUGCGCCGGCACUACCAUCAGCCUUGGCAUCUGGAGCGCAAAGGGCCACCGCAUCCGCGAGCUAUAUGUGCCCAUCCCGGCGGAAAACCCGUCCCUCGGCCUGUCGCUCCAGUGGACGCCUUUGGCUGUCACUGAAGAUGUCUGGCACAUCCUUGACGUCCAGCCCAACUCGCCAGCUGACCUCGCCGGCCUUCUUCCUUACGGCGACUAUGUGAUUGGUAGCCCUGAAGGUCUUGUACGAGGCGAAUCGGGUCUUGGAGAGCUGAUCGAAGACUACCUCAACCGUCCGCUCCGGCUCUUCGUCUACAACCACGAAUACAACAUCACGCGUCCCAUCACCAUCACGCCCUCCCGGAACUGGGGCGGCACCGGCGCCCUAGGCUGCAUCCUCGGCUUCGGAGCGCUGCACCGGCUCCCGCCACCACUGGACGAGCCGCCCGCCGGACCAGGCGAGACGCUCUUCGAAGCGAGCAGCAUGGCCGCAGCGCCGCCCGCGACCAUGGCCGCCACCGCCGUCUCGCCCUCCUCGACCAACUUCUUCGUCCCGGCAAACAUGCCCACGCCCCCGCCCCCGCAGCACACUCCCGGCGCGGCGGGCGUCCCACCGCCCCCAACCGCUUCCACCGCUGCUGCUGUUGCCCCAGUCGCCCACAAGCCGCGCAAGACCCGCGCCCACCACGCCCUCGCCCCCUCGGCCGGCAUCGAUGAGUACUUCAAGGAGGGCGAGCAGAAGAGCCGCGAGCUCGACUACGGCGCCGGCGGCGGCUCGCGGCCGGGCUCGAUUCCGCCGCCGCCAAAGGCCGGGCCGCCCCCACGGGGAGGGCCACCGCGUGCGGGGACGCCGCAGGCGGCACCCGUGCAGGCAGCGGCGGAGGUUGCGGAGUAA